Molecule: messenger RNA, 1371 nt
Organism: Durusdinium trenchii
Lineage: Eukaryota; Dinophyceae; Suessiales; Symbiodiniaceae
Source: the annotation of a GenBank genome assembly
AUGAAGGGCACUCCGGAGCCGCACGACAUUUUGAUGCAGAAGGGUUUGCUUCAUCAGUGGGAGCCAGGCAUGUUCACGCUCUUCGUCUCGCAUCAGUGGCUGGGUUCGCAGCAUCCCGACCCCACGGGGCAGCAGCUGGGCGUGUUGCGCACCGCGCUGCGACGGAUCUUGGAGCAGAGUCUACAAGUCGAGGAGGAUUUGAGCCUUGGACAAGGGACCGUGGAAGUGGAUCCGGAACAAAUCAAGCGACUGUCCAAGCCAACGCUACAGCAGAUCGAGCGGGGAGCUAUUUAUUCAUCGACUGGUUUGCAAUACCCCAGUGCCCUUGGCUGCAAAUUGAGGCCGCAAGAGCUUGGUCGAAGGAUCACGGCGCGCCUGCCUGGAGUCAACGAGGAGAGCACCCGCUCCAGCGCGGCGCUUGCGGUGCAGAGCAUCCCCGCGUACGUGGAGGUGUUGUGGGCUGCAGACCUCUUCUUGGCAUUGGUGCCAGCCACUGGGCGGCCUCUUGCUGUUAGAAGUGUGUGCCCACACAAGGGUUCGGUGUUGUCCCGAGGUUUGCUGUCCAACAAGUCCGACACCAGCAUCAUCGUGAUUUAUUCCACCUGCGAUGCUGAGUUGAUGUUCCCCCUGGUCUGGCAGCGGAACUUGAUCGCCGAUGGCCUUUUCACCGUGGAGUCUGACCGUGCGGUGGUGGUGAAGCUGGGCGAGGCCGCCUUGGAGAGCUUCUUGGCCGUGGCGGUCUGGAGUCGGGAGUUGACCGGUAAGCUCGAGACCUUGCACAUCGAGGGGCCGGUGAGUCACUAUCGCUUUUAUUUGGCCUGUCGUCCUCGGCUCCUAGGACAUCAGCCCAUGGCGCUGGACUGUGAGGACUUCCUCCGCUACUUCCACUUCCCCUCCCUCCAAGAGGCUGCGGAGGGGCGCAGCUGCCGCGAUGGCCUGACUGGACUCCUUUGUGCGGUGCUCGCGGGCAACGCGCACAUGAUCCGCAUGCUGGCCAAGCACCGCGCUGAUGUGAACGACCGCCUGGGAGACCUGAGUGAGCUUGGCUACUACGAGACUCAGACCGUGCUUACGGCCGCGGUGAAGUCUCACCAGGCGAACGAGCCUCCAGUGCUGGAGACGUUGAUCGAGCUGAGGGCGGAUCUACACGCGCAAUCACGCAGCGGUGUCGGCUGUGCCUUUGCAGUGCGCUCGGCCGAGCAGGUGCAGUGCCUCCUGGCACACCGCGCUGACUUCCAAUGCGCCGACGUGGGCGUCGCCACGCCGCCGUUGAACGGCGUCGCCAACUACGCGGAUACGGCCACCGUGGCAGCGUUGCUGGCGGCGCGCUGCGAGCCGGACCAUCCGCGAGACUUGGAUGAGAAGGGGUGA